Apaloderma vittatum (bar-tailed trogon) is the source of this 1460-nucleotide messenger RNA. Its product is annotated as zinc finger and BTB domain-containing protein 8A-like. Bases 1 to 1443 code for a protein of 480 amino acids. Lineage: Eukaryota; Metazoa; Chordata; Aves; Trogoniformes; Trogonidae. The transcript is spliced from 3 exons. Gene Ontology annotation, molecular function: DNA-binding transcription factor activity, RNA polymerase II-specific; protein binding; RNA polymerase II cis-regulatory region sequence-specific DNA binding. The record is from RefSeq and is a predicted model, not a curated record. Gene Ontology annotation, biological process: regulation of transcription by RNA polymerase II.
AUGGAGAUUUCUUCUCACCAGUUUCACCUCUUGCAGCAACUGAAUGAGCAGCGCAGGCAAGACUUAUUCUGUGACUGCAAUAUCCUGGUCGAGGGAAAGGUCUUUAAAGCACAUCGCAAUGUGCUGUUUGCCAGCAGCGGCUAUUUCAAAAUGCUCCUUUCGCAGAGCUCGAAGGAGACCGGUCAGCCGACGACAGCUACUUUCCAGGCAUUUUCUCCCGACACAUUUACAGUUAUUCUAGAUUUUGUAUAUUCGGGCAAAUUGUCUUUAACGGGUCAGAAUGUCAUCGAAGUCAUGUCGGCCGCUAGCUACCUGCAGAUGACCGACGUUAUCAGCGUUUGUAAAACAUUCAUUAAGUCGUCGCUCGACAUCAGCGAGAAGGAGAAGGAUCGCUACUUCAGUCUGUCCGACAAAGACGUAAACUCAAACGGCGUGGACCGAUCCUGCUUGUACGGCGCGGGCUGGAGGGCAGAAAGCAGCCCCCCGCAUUCGCACCUAAGCCCAGACCAAGGGACAUGUAUGAUGGGCGGGAACGCUUGGAGCAAUUUCAGCUACUAUCCGACUUCUCAAAGAAACGCCCAGCAGCAGCUGUCCAAACAGGAGCAACGGCAGGAUUCCGUAAAGAAAUCCCGUCACCUGGGAUUGCAGCAACCUUCUGACAUUCCUCACUAUAAAUCAUGCAAACUGGAGGACAGGGCUGUCGAGCCCGCUGGCCACAUUGCUCCGCCGGAGGAGCAAGUUCCGAUUGAAGCAGAAGUUGAAUCUCCUCACGUGGGAUACCAGUACGGCCAAGGGCCUGACGUGAUGCCGAGGAGCUUGGCUGUGUCACAACAGGAGCAUGAGUCGCCCCGUUCUUCUGGUAAAUCGAAGUCUUCAAAAGCAGACGAGCAGUACGCGAGCAUGCCCUCCAUCCUAGGGGUCAUGGGAAGCUGGGCUGAAGAUGAUCUGCCCAGGAUGAGGUUCAAGUGCCCGUUCUGCACUCACGUGGUGAAAAGAAAAGCAGAUCUAAAGCGUCACCUUCGCUGUCACACGGGAGAGCGCCCUUACCCUUGUGAGGCCUGUGGGAAGAGGUUUAGCCGGCUAGAUCACCUAAGUAGCCAUUUCCGAACAAUUCAUCAGGCUUGUAAGCCCAUCUGCAGAAAGUGUAAACGCCACGUGACGGAGCUAACAGGACAAGUGGUCCAAGAGGGGACGAGACGUUACAGACUCUGUAACGAGUGUUUGGCUGAAGCCGGCAUAGACAGUAUUCGCAUUGACUUGGAGGCUGAAGCACCCCUUGAAUUCCCACAAGACGGGGAUAAGGAUUCCAGGUGGCACUAUGGGGAAGACAACAGAUCCGACGUGGAGAUUGUGGAGGAUGGGUCAACCGACUUGGUCAUUCAGCAAGUUGAUGACAGUGAGGACGAAGCAGACGAAAAGGAAGUAAAACCAAAUAUUAGGUAGUCGUAAGACAAGGAGUA